Molecule: messenger RNA, 8375 nt
Organism: Drosophila sulfurigaster albostrigata
Lineage: Eukaryota; Metazoa; Arthropoda; Insecta; Diptera; Drosophilidae
Gene: Dab
Product: protein disabled
Exons: 9
Source: RefSeq, a predicted model, not a curated record
UGAACACAUCCUAAAAGUGGAAUUUAUUUAAUAAACAAUCCAAAUAAAUAAAUAAAUUAAAUAAAUGUAAAACAACGUAAAUCUUUGCUAUUACAAAUCAACGUAUGCAAAAGUUUGCAUCUUUCCACCUCUAGGGCGGAUAUAAAAAGUAUGAAGAAAAGCAUUAAAAUAGCACAAUUAAUUAAAUCAAUGAUAUAAUCGAUUAUAAGUUUAGUGCGCAAAGGUUACUUCCAGUAGCAAAUAGAAAUAACGUUCAUUAAAAGCAAUAAAUCCGUUUUUCGCCAAACCUCGCUGCGUGUGUAUAAAGAAGAAAACCCGAUUGUCUACAACGAAUUCGUAGUUGAGGAAAACAAAGUUCUACGAGUGAUUUGCAUAACAAGUCUACAGUAAAACAACGCGAUAAAUCUUCAGCUUAAUCAUAUAUUAACAAAUUGUUUCAUAAGAAUGAAAAUGCACUCAGCUUAUUGAUUAUUCAAACUUGAGACGUAAUAAAUGCUGCAUAUUUAAAGGCGUCGUUUUGUGCUCUUUAAGAAGCCGAAAAGUAGGCAAGCCGACCGAUUGAAAAAUCGAUAAUUGCGGCGUGAGUAUUUUGUGAUGCCGGCGAGCACAACAAAAACAACAACAAGAACAAGAAGAGACAAAAGGGGUGUAGCCAACUAAUAAGGUAGUAGGAAGAGUUGCCGAAACAAAGGAUAAGCAAAAAAGCAUAAACAAAGAUACAACGAUACUACACUCUAAAUGUCAAAAGUCAGCGAACGAGGACAACAGUGCAUGGCGUAAAUAAUCUACUGCCACCCACCCCCGUGCACUAUACAAAAACAAAAACUACCCCCCGCCCCUGUGUAGCGCUGCCCUAAGGAAGCAGCAGCAAAACCGCCGCCAUUAGACGUAAUACGAAUGCCAACCAGUUCAUUGUAGCCACCAUGCAGACGCUGCGCAAGAAAACGAGUCCCUGCAAAUAUCGCAAUGAUCCCGGACGUUUCUUUGGCGAUGGCGUGCAGUUCAAGGCCAAGUUAAUUGGUAUCUUGGAGGUGGGCGAAGCACGCGGCGAUCGCAUGUGUCAGGAGGCUCUGCAGGAUCUCAAGAUGGCCAUACGGGCUGCCGGAGAGCACAAGCAACGCAUCAUCAUUCAUGUGACCAUCGAUGGGUUGCGUUUGCGCGACGAAAAAACGAGCGAUUCAUUGUAUCAUCAUCCGGUGCACAAGAUCUCCUUCAUAGCCCAGGACAUGACGGAUUCCCGGGCAUUUGGCUACAUCUUUGGUUCGCCGGAUAGCGGACAUCGGUUCUUUGGCAUCAAGACGGACAAGGCGGCCAGCCAGGUGGUGCUCGCUAUGCGUGAUCUCUUCCAGGUGGUCUUCGAGCUGAAGAAGAAGGAGAUUGAGAUGGCACGCCAGCAGAUUCAAGGCAAAGCCCUUCACGAUCAUGCCAGCCAGCUGGCCAACUUGUCCUCCUUGAAGAGUGGCCACAGCGAGUUGGCAGCGGGCAGCAGCAGCAGCUCCUCCGCUGCCGCACAUGCUGCCAGUCUCAGCAUGCUGGGCGGAGGCGCUGCCUCCAAUGGGGUUAGCUUAACCCGACUGGGCGUCAAUCUAGAUGUGGCCAAGACAGCAGGUGCUGCAGCCAAGGAGAUUUCUCCGGAGUCUGUGGCCGAUCUCGUAGAUCUGGAGCAGGAGCUGACUUCGCUGCAGCGCGGCAUCAGUCAAAUGGAACGCAUCACGCCCAAUGAACCCAACUCCACACAACAGGGUCUGGGCAUGGGAUUGGCCAAGUCUGCCAGCGAGGAUGAUCCCUUUGGGGAUUCGUUCAUCUAUGUGCCAUCGUACAACAUCUUGCCACCGCCUCCCGAAUCGGGACGCACGCGUCACAAGCAAACGAGCAAAACGCCCGAGAAUCAAGCGGUUGCCUCCGCCCUGGAUGCCAUGUCCACGUUGUUGUCGCCAGCUGGCGGUGUCAGCGGUUCACCGGCCACGCUGCAGGCGGACAACACCGACGACGACAGCUGGCUGCAUGAUCUGCAGCAUCAGCAGCACGAUGUCUUCGAUACCACCAAGGUGUCAGCAACGCCCACGCCCAUGUCGGCGGCAGCUGUGCUCGGCAAUCUGCCGAUUGCGCCGCUUGCCGCACGCGAAUCUUCGGCAACGCCCACGCAACAAAUCAGCGAACAGCCGCCCGUUGCAGCUUCCACAAGCAACAGCAUCGAGGUGGGGUUAAGUGCUCUGGGCAGUCUCACAGCGGAGACAGCGACGGCUGCGGCGGCAGGGGAGGGAGGAACAACGAUGACGACGACGACGACGGCGGUCAUGUCGGAUGCGUUUACAGAUCUGGAUCCUUUGGGUAUUGGCCGCACUCGGCCGUAUGUCGAUAAGAAAUACUUCUUCCAAGAGCUUAAGAAUCCGCCAAAGAAGCUGCUCAAGGAGCUCGGCUCCAGUCAGGGCGACACUUUCGAUGACUUUCUCGUGGGGGGCAAGGAGAGUUCGCUCUUCGAGGAUGCCAACAACAGCAACAGCAAUGGUAACAAUGGCAAUCACAUCGGCACCACAGCAAUAACUACUAACACUGCAGCAGCGGCAGCAGCAGCAGCAACAGGAAACGCCGCCAGUUGCAGCCACAACAACGCAGCGACCACAACUAACCCACUAAUAACCACCGCCAGCUUUGGUCAACAUCUGCUACUAACAAACAGCUCCCGUUCCCAGCUUAGUCCCACUCCCCUCAGCAGCCAGCACCAAGCUCACUCCCAAUCCCAGUCCCAGUCCCACUCUCAAACCCAGACCCAAAACGCAUUCGCAGCGAGUCAAGUCGAUGACUUCUCGGCUGCCAAGCUAAAGCUAAUGCUGCGUAACGCCAAGCCAAUUAAUCCACAAGUCAACUAUUAUACCACAGAGAACACCACCACACUGGAGGAACAUCAGGAUGCCAGCAAUCCCGUGCUGUUGCCCCGCGACACGGAUCCGUUUUCGCCGACGCGCAAGAAGAGCGAUCCGGAUCCCUUCCAGGAGGGCGAUCUCUUUGCCAAGCUGGACGCCUUCGAGUUCGACACGCCGCAAGCGAGCAAUGCAGGAACUUCUAAUGUGUUUAAUGGACCACUCCAAGUGCAGCUGCCACCCGAGCAACAGCAGCAGCAGCAACAGGAAGGUUGGCAGGCGGACAUCUCACGCUUGGAACCCGCUCCGGUGCCGCAGCCUCUCAACAGCAGCGUGCGACAUCGUCCGACACCUGUGGCCAGCGUAGUCAAUGUGGGUGGUCCGCUCGAUGUCAUCUCGAGCAUCAGCAACAAGAAGAUGCCGCAUCUCUUUGGCCAGGCGCGUUUCUCCAAGCGUGGCGACUCCUCCGGCAGCGUUGGCUCCAGCGUCAACAUGCGUCGCUUACAGGAGAGCGACUCGCUCAGCGAAAACGAAGCAGCACCGGAGCCACCGCCACGUCCCGACUCCACUCCAUAUGCGGAACCGCCACCGCUGCCGCCAAAGAAACAGUUCAGUGAUCUGGUGAUACGACCCACGCCAGCCGCUGCGCCACCUGUGGGACGGUACGAGUACUUGAAUCAUGCCAGCAAUCAAAUGCGACGCAGCGUUGAUGCACCGCCCAUUCCGUUGCCGUCCCGACGUGUCGGACGCUCCGAUGGCAAUUUCCCGGGUCCCGGAAGACCUCGAAAGCCGGGACACACCGAGGAUGACUAUUUGGCGCCUUUGGGAGGCACGCCACCGCCGCUGUUGCCGCCGCCAACACAAACGGGCAGCAGUCGAGCGCGACCCCAGCGUCAGGCGUCCUUGGGUCGCCCGCAGGAUAUUUACGAGAACAAAGCGGAAAUACUGCAGGCGGCACAGGCUGCCCAGGCCAAGGAGUCGGCAGCAGCGGCGCUGGCACCGGAUAUUACGCUGACGCAGCUCCUUACGCUGGGCAUGGACGAGUUGGCGGUAAAGCUGAACGUGCCUGCCAGCAAGCUGAGCACCAUGACGCUCGUCCAACUCACCGCCUACCUGUCCGAGUAUCUGCAGUCCUCGAACAACGCAGAGCAGCCCAAAUCGCGAGCUAGUCCCGCUGCAGUUCCAUUACCGUCACCUGGCCAAGCUCCAGUUGCCAACUCAUCCUCCACGUCGGCCGUGUUCAAGGUGAACUUCGAUCAGCAGACGUCGUUUGUGGCCAAGUUCGAUGAUACCUUCGGUGAGGAUUUAGCACAAGAGGCAUUUGUGGCCAACUUUGCCAACUUCAAUGAAGCCCCUACACUGGCAGCUCCAGCAGUGCCAUCGGCAGAUCGCUAUGCAGUCUUCCGUGAAAUUAUCGAUCAGGAGCUGCAGCAGCAGCAACAGGAAACCGAUCUGAUGGGCGAUCUAACGCCUCCACCGGUGGAUGAGGUUCAGCAGGAGCAACAGCAGCACCAACAACAGCAACACCAGCAGCAACAACAGCAGCCGCAGCUGGAAUUAGAUGUAAUUGAGCUGGAACUGGAGCAGCCACCACCCAAAAUAGACACUAAGAUCACCGAAGUGGUGGCCCAGGCCAAGGAUCGCUAUGCCGCAUUGCGAGACAUAAUUCUGGUAGAGAAUCUAUUUGUUAAACCGCCGUCAAGUGCAGCACCAGCGGUGCCUGAAAAGGAUCUGCUGCAGGACUUAUUCAGCGAUGAGUUCAACGAAGAUCAGGACAUACGCCAAAUCAUGGACAGCGGUCACGAUAGACGUGGUCUCGUGGACAGUCGGGGUUUGCCCGCAGAACCCUCCUCUUCAGCACUCACUGUGGCGGACGACGAUGACGAUGAUGAUGAGGACGUUGGCGGUGAGAGCAGCAUGGACAGCAACGAAAAGGAUGCGGAACCAGUAAGCGCACAAGAUCAGUACGAAAAGCUGUCCACGAGCGCCGAUAAACCGGAGUUCAAGACGGAGGAACAGCUGCCACCAAAGCAGGACAACAAGUUCUUGACUGUGGUCAGCGGUCCGAGCUGUGUUGUGGCCGGAGCUGGACGAGAUGACAUCGAAAUCGAUGAGCUCAUGCAGCGCGCCAUCUCUAAUCUGUCGCUGGACUCCAGGGAUCGCAUCUCUCCCGCCACUUCUUCAGCGGCUCCCUCACGCGGUCCGCCGCAUAGUCUGCACACUCCUUCGCAGUUUAACGAUGUGAGUACUUCGCCCAUUCCGCUGCAGAAGUCGCCAGCGCCAAUACUUAAUGCUGCUGGUGUCUCACCGGUGCCAUCACAGCUGUCGGCUGUGUCUCAGCUGAUCGACACAGCCACAAAGCAGAUCCAAAGCGAACGCGAUCGGGAGAAACCUUCCUGGGCCACAUUUGACUCGCCCAAGGUUGGCACAGCUGGUAGUAUUGGCAAGGGCAAGGCUAGACUCACUUUGCCACCGCCGCCUGCCUCCAACACGUCGCAGCAGGAUACUGCGGAGUCACCCUGCAGUUCGGAUCCACGCGAUGAUGGCGGCGGCUGGUCGAAGCAGCAGCAGCAAAGACGCUGGGCGAAGAAGGAGCGACAGCAGACGUCCUCGUCCUCACGUGAUCUCAGCCCCUGGGACGACGACACCCCUGAGUAUCUGAAGCAACAACGACGUGGCCUGCCGCCGCCCUCGCAGUUGCCACCACAUCCCCCUGCACAUGGUUACUACAUGCGGCAUGCACGACGACUCAAUUCCUGUGACGAAGAUUACGAUUACGAUGCAGAGUUUUGUGCACGUCGCGAUCGGGAGCAGCCGCAGCGCAAAUUUAAGCAAGGACUUUCGCGCAGUCGCGACAACUUUGAUCUAGACUCGCCCAGUUGGUACCAUCAUCCGGCACAUCACACCUGGUCGCCACAGGAAAUCGAGCAGGGCGUGCGUGCACGUUCCUUUGAGCGCAGCGCCUACGAACGCUCCAGCUAUGGUCCGCCGGCACCCAUGUACGACAAGCGCGGACAGCCGCUGCCUCGGGAUCGGGAACGCGAAAGGGAACGCUCCAAGUAUCGCGAGCGUGAGUAUCGAGAGCGUAACUAUGAACGUCCUGGCUACGACUUUGACUACGAGAACGUCUACGACGAGCGACGCUCGCCCAUGGGCUACAAAGCGCGACCCGAAUAUCUCUAUGAACGCGACAGGGAUCGCGAGCGGGAGCGUGAAAGAGAGCGCAAGUCCUUUGAUCGCGAGAGUGUCGAAUCGUUUGAGAGCUCGUCGCGACGAAGACGCAGCUUUGGCAGCGGCGGCGAUGUCUACGGGAGUCUGGACAGUCGAGAUGAUUAUCGUGAACGGGAUCGCGAGCUAAAGACGCGCUCGUUGCGCAAACCCGCAACUUCUUCAGCCAAGCUGCGGGUCACCGGCGACAUUGACUACGAACAGGAUUCAGAGCAGGAUUUCCAAAGGCAGCGCAGUCUGCAGCGACCCAGUCAACUGGGCGGCGAUGUGGUGCCCGGUGCGCCACAACGUUUAAGAAAAAGCAGUGGCUCCAGUCCCUGGGAUGGCGAGGAACCCGCUUUGCCUGGCCAAAAAUCAUGGAAACGACCUGCGAGCGCAGCGGAAACGGAGCGUCGGCUGGCCGAGAGUAGACGAGCUGCAGCUUUGGCACAGACGCCUUCCGAUGGCGAAAAGGAUCGCAGAUUCCGAAAGAAAACUCGCGCCAGGAGCGCCAAGGAUCUCGCCUCGGUGGGUGUGCGUUAUGGCAGUGGACGAGGCGUCAGAGAUAACUAUGACUACAUUAGCUGUGGUCGCAAUGACGACGACGAUGAUGAGGACUAUGUGGACGACGAGCCGCCCACCGAUGAGGAUAAAUUCGAGCGCUUAAAUCGUCGUCGCCACGAGAUGCAUCAGCGCAUGCUGGAGACGGAGCGACGACAGCUGGAGCGUCAUGCGCCCUCGCUAGCCAAGCUGCCCGGACAGAAUCGAGCGCGUGGAGGAGGAAAUGGUGGUGGUGUGAAUAGUGACUAUGGCUUUGUGGACAGCUACGAACAGACGCCCACGCCACGAUCGAAUGCAAGCAGCACGGCUGUCAUGAUGAGUGGUGGCGAAUCCUCCGCUGGCGUUGGCGGUAAAUUCAAUUUCGAUGAUGGUUUCGAGUCAGACUUCAAUCAGAGCUCACCGCCACCAGCGCCAGCUGGUACCGCAUCAAGUUGUAAUUCCACGCCCGCUGGUCUGAUCUCGGCCAGCAGCACAGUCGGUUCGAAGUCACUGUUUCGCUUCUCCAACGAUUUCUCGGAGCGCGAGAAGCUGCAGCAACAGCAACUGCAGCAGCAGCAGCAACGCGACAACUUUGAGCUGGAGACGCCGCCGACAUCGACGCCACCGAUUACACAGAAGCUGCGCUUCGAUGACAAUGUAAAGGUGUCUCAAUUUGAUGAUGCUGCCUUUGAGGAUGACUUUGCCAAGGCCUCGUUCGACUUUGACAAAGAGCAAUCCUCGCCAGCUGCGCCCUCCACAUCGAGUCGCAAGCAGAAUAUGCGCAGCAGUAAACUGCAGCAACGUCAGGAACUUAUUAAGAAAUCCGAAUCGGUGAAUAUCUUUGCCAAGAAGCAGGAAGAUCCCUUCGAGGAUGAUGAGUUCUUCAAGUCACCAGAUGAGCAGCCUCAUGGCGGCAAGGAUGAGGACGCACACGAUGGUGUUGGAGGUGAUGGCGAUGGCGAUGUAGAUGCCAAUAAGUUUCAGUGGAACGAGGACAAUAACUUUGCCAAGUUCGAUGAAAACAUGUGAUUUGACCAACUCUUUGCCAAGGCAUCCUCCAACAGCAGCGGUCGUCAGCAGCAGCACCAGCAACAGCAGCCGGAGAGCGAUGUGGAUGGCGGCAACUACGCCGAGAUCGAUGUGCUCAACGACAGCGACCUCUUCUACUUGACCAAUCUCAAUCAUUACUAUCAGGAGCAGCGACUGCAAACGCUGCAGCAGUUGCAGCAGCACGACUACUGCAAUGUUCCGAUGCUGCCAGCGACGGUGUCGACCAAGUCCACCUCGACCAGUCCCUGGCAUGAGGCUGCUGACAAACCUAAGAGCCGCAUGCGACUGAAGCCAUUGCAGCUGCUGCGGAAGCCACGCAAAUGGAAACUGAAGCGCACCCUGGACGAGAUUGUCAAGUGUCUGAUUAUUGCCUCCUCGGAGCAUGUCUACAACUACGAUGUAUUGUGGUAGACGAUCUCCCCUGAACACUCUCUGAUAUUUUAGCUUAGUUGGUACACCUAUUCUCCAUCAUCCCCGCAACAAUUGUCUCUCCGUUCGUCUAGUCAAAUCAAAUUGCCAUAUGCCGUAUGAGAAUCCAACUAGUAAUAUCCAAAUUUUUUUUACUCAAUAGACUGUGAUUUUAUGUGAAAUCCCAUUGACCGACCUUCGACCUUUGUUGCGAUUCCAUUCGAUCUGCGCCACACGUAAAAUGUUACUAGCAAAUAUUGAAGUCCAAUUUUGUGUAAAUAGCGUGAGAGAUUUGCAAACAACAAGAAA